Molecule: messenger RNA, 1107 nt
Organism: Lathyrus sativus (Indian pea)
Lineage: Eukaryota; Viridiplantae; Streptophyta; Magnoliopsida; Fabales; Fabaceae
Source: the annotation of a GenBank genome assembly
AUGGAUCCACCUCAUAGUUACACAACCAACAUCAAUCGGCAAGAUCAUCGUAAACUAAGCUCACAAUUAAUAUGCCAAGAGAUUUUUCAUCUUGUGGGCGUAGAUCCAUUUGUGAAGGUGAGCAAAAUUAUCUCCCAUGUCGUUGCACAAUUCAAUUAUACCCUAUCAUACAGGAAAGCUUGGAUUGCAAGAAUUAAAGCGGUUGAGCAUGUAUAUGGGAAUUGGGAAAAAUCUUACAAUCAACUUCCACAUUAUUUGCUAGCACUUCAAAAAUAUGUUUUUAGUACGAUUGUAAUAUUGGAGAAACUUCCAACAUACACUCUUGAUGGAACAUGUGUUGAUGGAAGUAAGAUAUUAUCUCGUCUCUUUUGGGCAUUUCCAUCGUGUAUCAAAGGUUUUGCAUUCUACAAACCUGUUAUUCAAGUCAAUGGAACAUGGUUGUAUGUCAAAUACAAAGGAACAUUGUUGAUGGCGGUUGCACAAGACGGAAAUUAUAAUAUAUUUUCUAUUGCCUUUGCUCUGGUCGAAGGUGAGACAUGUGAAUCUUGGAGUUUCUUCCUUAGAAAUCUCAGAACACAUGUCACCCUGCAACCCAACUUAUGUCUGAUUUUCGACAUACAUGCCUCUAUUGUGAGCGCUUACAAUAAUCCUGCUAAUGGUUGGCACAAUCCUUCUUCUGUCCAUGUCUACUGCAUAAGACACAUUGCUCAUAAUUUUAUGCGGGUAAUCAAAGACAGAAAUCUCCGUAAAAAAGUUGUGAAUGUUGGAUAUGCCUUAAGCCAACCGUCGUUCAUGUAUUACCACGAAGAAGUAAGAUUGUCAAACGCAGAAGCAUUAAGCUGGGUGAAUAGAAUUCCAGUGGAGAAAUGGACAAGGGCUUUUGAUGGAGGAUGUCGAUGGGGUCACAUGACCACAAACCUUGUGGAAUCCCUAAACGACAUAUUUAAGGGAACUAGAAACCUCCCCAUCACUGCGUUGGUAAGAGCAACCUAUUAUAGGUUGGGGUCACUUUUUGCGGUAAGAGGCAAAAAAAUGGAGCGUUGUUUGGGAAUCAGAGCAAUUAUUCGGCGAAACAUGUAUGAAAUAUAUGAAGGAGGAAACUGUUAA